AUGGUAUUUGGACCAAUCUCAGGCAAACUCGGAAGUUUGAGAUCAGAACCCUACCCUGUCUCUCCUGGAACUGGACAAGUUUGCCAGUUUUUUAAGAAAUCAGGCUGGUGCAAAUGGGGAGAUGAAUGCCGAUAUCAACACGUUCAUGGACCAGAAACUCCCGUUGGGGUGAGCCCAACAGUUGAGAAAUCUGGUGAGGUGUGCCAAUUCUUUACAAAAUCAGGUUGGUGCAAAUAUGCCGAUAAAUGCAAACAUGAGCACAUUGAUGGAAAUGAAAUAACCGUUCAACGUGAGCCGUGCAAUUUUUUUGCCAAAUCGGGCUGGUGUCAAUAUGGUGAUGGCUGCAAGUAUGAGCACAUCAACGGCCAUGACACACCCAUCGUCGCAAAAACCAAUGGUUUGAGCCAACCUGAUGAAGUGUGUCAAUUCUUUGGCAAGGCCGGAUGGUGUAAAUUUGGUGAUCUUUGCAGAUAUCAGCACAUCUUUGAGGGUGCUGAAGCUCCACAGGAAAAGUCUGGAGAAAUUUGCCAGUUCUUCACAAAGUCCGGAUGGUGCAAAUAUGGAGACAAUUGCAAGCAUGAACAUAUUGGCGAAGCUAGACCCAAUGAAUCCAACGGAGGGCCUCGAGAGGCCUGCCAGUUUUUCUCCAAGUCAGGUUGGUGCCAGUAUGGAAACAGCUGCAAAUAUCUGCAUCUACCAGGAUCAGGUCCAGUGGCACCAGGAAACCCUAGAAGUGGCCCAGGCCGUGAUCAAGAAACUUGUCAGUUUUUUGCAAAGAGCGGCUGGUGCAAAUACGGUGACGCAUGCAACUUUAUUCACAUAGGGAAGCCCAAGACAAACCUCCAAACUACGGAGCUAUCUGGGGCGCAAGUACAAGCAGCUGCUGCUGCACUCAUGGAAACACCCGGCAUGCAGAAGGCCGAAGCAAUGGCAUUAGACCUGAGCGAGGAUGCUGUGAAAGCGCUUCUCACACUCCCAUCCAUGCAUGCCUCUGAGCUGUUGGAAACAGUUGCGGAGAAGCAUGAGACCCUCCGGGAUCCUUCUAACUAUGUUGUGUCUACUAUUGCCAGGGGUAACAUGUUCUGGCGAAUAGCAUGUUUUCUGGCUCUGAGCAGCGCUGUACUUGUCAAGCCUCCCUUCAGAGAGGGUUCCUUGCACGAGCAGAUGCACUCGAUGAUGACGGAGGGCAAGGAUGGAGAUGCUCCAUGGAAAGAGAGUUCAAUGAUUGGCAAUGAUGACAUUAGCGACGACGAUCCGUACAUGAAGGAAGCUGCUGAUGGAUUGUCAAAAGCCCUUGGCCCCCGCUGGGACAAGAAAACUUUGGAGGCAGAUGCCAACCGAAAGACUCGUGCGCUGCUCAAGGUGUGCACGCUGUACUGCCUGCAACAUGUGGAGGGCAAUUGA
Messenger RNA from Cladocopium goreaui, 1404 nucleotides. NCBI's taxonomy places the organism in Eukaryota, Dinophyceae, Suessiales, Symbiodiniaceae. The record is from the annotation of a GenBank genome assembly.